AUGAAGACCCCAGUAAAUGAACAAGCAUCAAGUCAACUAGCAUCAGAAGAAGAAACAGUAAGGGAAUUAGCAUCACGGGGACUACCACCACAGGAACGAGCAGAAUGGGAACUAACAUCUCACGAACUAGAAGCCAAAGUCCAAGAACCAAGAAUUCAAGUAAAUAGAUUUCAAGCAGAGAUGCAUCCAGGAAUAAUCAAACAAUUAUCAAAUGUCCCAGAGGUAACGGGACAAUUAGAAGGACGAUAUAUAUUACAGGAACAAAGAGCACCAACAGAUGGUACGGAAGGGCUGUUAGGUAAAAUGCAAGGUUUUUUUACUGAAACUUUASGACAAGUAGAACCAGCUCCUAUUCUUGGUGUAUCUGGUGGAAUGGGUGCCAUAUUUUUACUUUUUAGGUAUACUCCAGUUGGAUCCUUCUUUGGAGGAAGAAGAAGACGAAUUCAUCAAAUUCCUAGUAGCUUUAGAGGAUUUCCCCCAGGAGAUUUCGCAAAUUUUCAGGAAUAUGAUGGUGGGUCUAUUGGAUAUAGUCCARUGGGUAUAUCUCCUUUCGCGGAAUAGCUCAUGUUGCGUUAUUUAUUCAUAAAUUAUAAGUUUAUUUAAAAUAUCAUCAAAAUAAGAAACAAUAUAAAAAAUAUAACUCUAUUUAAUGAAAUCAAAUUUAUCUAUGAAGUACACACGGAAUAAAAAGUAUAACUGAAUUUUAUAUUAUUCAUUACAUAAUUUAUUCAUAAUGCAUCAUUUAUGCUGAUAUAUUAUUACAUAAGUUAUGCAAUAAUAUAUAUUAAUUAGGCCAAAACAAAAACUAUUAUAAACAUGCAUCAAGAUAUUUUUGCACAAAAAAUUCAUUCCAAAAAUGUGAAAUGUUAUAUAAAAAAACAGAUAACAUUUAUAAUAUUAUGAUACACAUUUUAUAAGUAAAAACGUAUAGAUAAAUAUAUUUAUGCUUGAAAUAUAUAAUUAUUUAAAAUUUCUUAUCAUAAUGUAAAAUAAAAAAAUAAUUAUCAAUAUUUCUCAUAAUGUUUAUCAUAAAAAAUAAUUGUACAAAAAAUAAUCAUAAUAAGUUGUAAUAAAGAACUUGCACAUAAAACUUAAUUUAAAAAAUAUAUAUACUUACAUAAUGUAUAA
This is a messenger RNA of Plasmodium vivax (malaria parasite P. vivax), 1128 nucleotides long. Its product is annotated as variable surface protein Vir6, putative. The annotation marks the transcript as partial. The transcript has 2 exons. The record is from RefSeq and is a predicted model, not a curated record. NCBI's taxonomy places the organism in Eukaryota, Apicomplexa, Aconoidasida, Haemosporida, Plasmodiidae.